This is a messenger RNA of Polypterus senegalus (gray bichir), 6024 nucleotides long. RefSeq names its product TNFAIP3 interacting protein 1 (gene tnip1). Gene Ontology annotation, biological process: cellular response to lipopolysaccharide; regulation of transcription by RNA polymerase II; negative regulation of canonical NF-kappaB signal transduction. The record is from RefSeq and is a predicted model, not a curated record. The coding region runs from base 136 to 2073 and encodes 645 amino acids. Lineage: Eukaryota; Metazoa; Chordata; Cladistia; Polypteriformes; Polypteridae. The transcript has 18 exons.
CAGUGGUGGAAAUUCCCAUGUUACAACAGCAAACACACUUCCGCAAUCAGAGUGAGUAAAGGCGAAACUUUGUAAAGACGCAGAAAAGUUGUCGGACUGGGCAUUGUGAUGAGUGAAGGUGACUGAAAAAGUUCCAUGGAUGGCAGGGGGCCUUAUCGCAUUUAUGACCCUGGUGGGAGUGAACAGCGGAUAAAAGAUGAGACAGGCAACAUUUCCUAUCAAGAGCUAAUGGAGGAGAAUGCUACAUUAAGGGAAAGAAUGAAGGGACUCAAAGUCUUGGGAGAUCUCCUGGAAGAAUCCCAGACAGAGGCCUCAAAACUCCGUCAAAGAGUGGAAGAACUUGUGAAAGACAAUGAAGUUCUCAGGUCUUCCAAUAGUUUCAUGUCAUUAUCUCCAGGAACCCAUAUUCCACUUCCUGGCAAAACUCAAGAUGAAGUAAAACAUGAAGAUAUAAUCUCAAAAGUACAAAAGACAGAAGCCGAAAAUCAUCCACUAGCAGCUGAAACCACGACCCCAUCCAGUGGGGGAUCUUCAGAAUUUGAAGUUGCUAACCUUAAUGAAGGACCAAAAUCUAAUGUGGUAUUACAGACAUCUGCAGAGAGUCAAAGUCUUUCCUUUCAGCUUCAGGAACUAGAAGGAUCCCUAAAUGCAUUUGCUGAAGAAGCCAACAAAAACCAACUCUUUAUGCAUCUAGGACGAAUGGCACUUGAACUUAACCGAUUAUCUUCCAAGGUGCAAAAAAAUGAGCAAAAAACUACAAUUCUUCAGACCCUUUGUGAACAGCUGCGAAGAGAAAAUGAGGAUCUCCGUGAGAAAAUGAAUGAUGAUUUGAAAGUCAAAGUACAAGACUUUGAGAAUCUCAAACAAGAAAAUCAAGAGCUUAAAAAGAUAGUGAAGACCAAAGUAGAGAACAAAGAGGGAUUGUUAUGUGGAUCUGGCAAAGAUAAUCUGGUCAAGCAGGCAUCUGUGGGGACAAAGAUGGAGGUGGUCUCUGUACAACAGUGUUUCAAGGAAAAAGCAGAUGUUAAAAGUCGGGACAUCGAUGUUUUUGAAAAGAAACUAAAGGCUCUGGAACAACAGAGAGGAGAGCUUGUGGAGGUGAAUAAACAGUGGGAUAAGUCUUUCAGGUCAAUGAAACAACAGUAUGAGCAAAAGAUUACUGAACUAAGACAACGACUUGCAGAUUCACAGAAAGCUGUUGCUGAUCUUGAAGCAGAACGUGAACAAAGACAGCGUGAUUAUGAUCGUAAAUUAUUGCUUGCCAAGUCUAAAAUUGAAAAUGAAGAGUCUGAGAAAGAAAAGUAUAUAACAGAGGUUACAGAGCUGAAACAAAAGAUUAAAUACAUGCAGGAUCAACUAAAUCCACUUACUAAGCAAUGGGAAUAUCAAGAAAAGGAGAUUCAACGCUUAAACAAGGCCCUAGAAGAAGCUUUGAACCUGCAAACUGCUACAGCACCCCAGGCCACAGUUUUUAAUAAUCAUGGAGAUGGCGGAAUGAACUUAAGACGACAGGAGCUGCUUACACAGAUUUCUGUUCUAAAGGAACAGGUGAAAAUAUAUGAAGAGGACUUCCAGAAAGAGAGAAGUGACAGAGAACGCAUGAAUGAAGAAAAGGAAAAACUGAAGAAACAAGUUGAGCGACUACAGGGCCAAGUGUCUGUGUUGAACAACCAGCUGCUCCUGGCUCAGAGUGACUGUCAGAGAGAACGUAUGGAAAAAGGCAAGCUGGAGAGACUGCACAGACACCUUAAACAGGGCCAACAUGAGAGGGUUACAUCUGAUGCAGAUUCUGCGGCAACUGGUCCAGCUAUGGCACAUCCCUACCAAGGUGCUUUUGUGUAUCCAUUACAUCAUCCUGGUCACAAAGGAUUAGAAGAUUGGCCUAUACGUUACCCACCAAGAACAGGAACUGCGGAUCAUGGUAGAGAUUUCCAGCAAUACCAUUUGGACUUUGCCUGGCAACCUUUUCCUCAACCAAGAAGUCCAAAAAGUCCUGCAGAAGUAUCUAGCCCCACUGCAGACAAUCCAGACCCUGUAUCACCUGUUAUAGGAAAGUCUGAGCAUCAUAAGUGACUUUUUUAAGCACUGUGCUAAGUAAUAAAAGUUUGAAAGGCUGUAUACUGUUUAAUUUUAAUAUUGUAAUUGUAAGUAUAUUUAGCUAAUCUUAGUAUAUUGCUUCUCAUUUGUAUUUCAUAAAAUAUACAAUUAUAGUAAACUAUUGUUAAUAUAUAGAUAUAAAAUAAUGUCCUUUUUUGUGUUGUCUAUUAUAUUUAAACUGUUGAAAAUAAAUCAAGCCACAUAUAAUCUAUCAUGAAACAUAGGUUGGCUAAGUGUCACUGUAAUACACCUUCAUUCUGGAUCAUUCUUCAAAUCCUCUUUUACUUUAAAUGCACUUGUACAUGAAGAUAAUUAACUAAGGGAAGGCACAAUACCAAAAUGUGUAACUUUGAUGUAAAAUGAAAUAUAUGAGGACUGCUUUUGAAAACUCAUAGAAAUAUUUUUUUUAUUAUUUUAUACAAAUGUUCCAACGUUUAGCCUUCAUAUUAAGAACAUUUUGUAAGAAAAGUAGCAAUUGUAAUCAUGUUCUCAUUUUUUUAGCCUAUGUAAAAUUUAACAGCCUGAAAGGUAGUUGUACUAUUAGGAUCCAAAUCCACUGUAUAAUCUUGGGACUUAACAGCAAUUUUUAUGAAGGUAAUUUUUCCAAUUAGCAAAUGCAAUAAACUGUAUUGUCCCCUUUUGUAAUACUCAAGUAUGUUAUGUAAUGCAAGUCUGCUUGUCACUAGUAGAAAAAGGGAAAGAAGUUGGAGAGAGAAAGAGAUGGAGAGGGAGAUUAGCAGAGUGAAGAGGGAAAGUUGAAAUUAACAAACUUAUGAAACUGAAAGAGGGAAGAUUUAGCAGGUAUGGUGUAGAAAUUGCACAAUGCAAAAAAUAAUUUUGGUAACCUUAUUCAUGUGACCAUGCUGUCCAAUCAUAUUUUAUUUUUGAUGGCUUAAUAUUUAAAGUUUGAAGUAUACUUUUAUUUUUAGUAUUUAUUUUUUUUUAGAUUUUAAUUUUUUUGCUGUCAUUCCAGUACAUUGCAUGAACAUGCUUCACAUUUUAAGCAUAACAAAAUCAGCCUGUCAAUGGCUGUUUUAUCAAAAGCCUUUUAAAUACCAUUAUUAAUUUCCCCCAAAAUGUACAGUAAGUAGAAUAAAGAUUUCAGCUUUUUUGGUUAAUUCAGAGUUGAUUGUUUCCUUAAUAUGUGUGAUGCCAAUAUUCUCUGUGUUACGUCAAUAUUAGUGGUUAUUUACCAUAUUAAGGUUAGCUUUUACAUUUUCUUAUGUUUCUUUUUUCAGUUCAAAUAUCCACUAAUCAUUUGGUCUACUGUAAAACAAAACGUUGCUACAUCUAGAACUUUUUUGUAUUAACCACACACUUUAAUUGAAGACUACAUUUUUCCAUCAGGCCAGUUUUCAUUAAUCAAUAUUUACUCCCAGUGCAUGAGUGCAAUAUUAAUGUUUGUGAAGGCUUGUGACUGAUAUGAUCAGAUAUGGAAGUGCAUUUGAAAGUGCAUUUUGUGAAUAUGGGUGAGUUGCAAAAAUGUUUAUUUUAAAAGAAUAGCUUUUCAGACAUGGCAUUCUAAGCUUAUUUGAUAAUGCAUUUUAUUCCUCUUACCUAAUGAUAUAAUAAACAUACUGCAAAAAUAAGAGUUUGUCUAUCGUCCUCUUAGAUUUUUUUCUUUUUCUAUAAAAAGAGUAAUCCACAAAAUUGAAAUGUGUAACCAUCUAAAAACCGAUUGUAAGACAUCCUGUCAAGUAUUUUUGACAUUUAGUGUGAAACUCUGUUUAGUUUAGAUUAGUAAUGCAAAAAACUGUAUCCUUUGUCAACCUACAGAGAAUCACUGUGCCCCACCUUAGAACAUUAUAGCAAUGAAUCACAUAACUAUGAAAGAACCAUUAUGAAUGUUAUGCCCAGUUAAACUUUGAUAACAUAUUAUAAACAGGCGCAGGUAUCAACAUUAAUUUCUAUGAAUUAUUGACAGCAGUAAACAUCAGAGUGUCAAAUUCUAACCAGAAGUGUCUGCCAGCAGGUGUAUGCUCACCUCUUCCAUUUUGUUGCUUUACUUUUUUUAAGAAGUGGUUUAAUUAGUUACACGAGUUGUGCCCAGUGUUUUUGAUUAUUAUUAUAAAAUGUGUUGUCAAAGACAAAAGAGCCACAAAAGCUUUAAGAUGGUAAAUUUGUUUGUAGUCUUACUGCAAAAUCUUAAGAUGAGUUUAAAGGAGAGACACAAUCAAAUGGUUUUGUGUACGUGAAAGGCAUUAACUCAGAAUUCCCAAAAUUUUGUCAUUUGGUUUAGCAUGUGUGUUAGUAUGUAUAAGUGUAAAUAGAUAAAAUCCUGUACUUACAGUUAAACAUUUUGUGGAUUGCAUUAAAUGUGAGUUUAUGACUAUUUGGAAGUAUUUACUAAUAAGAUAUUCAAAAUGUUUUCCUGAGAAUUCUAACUGUAUUGUUAAUGUCUUCAUUGACUGUGGUAACUAGAAAAGCAACUGGAAAUCUUUGAGUUAUUUGUAAUUGCUUGAAAAUAUAAGGUAAAAUGAGACUUUUCUAAGUAAUCAAUAUUAAAUUAUAUAUAAUCUAUGUGUAAUUUAUGCAUUUGAAUAUCAUUCUGGUAAAUGAAAAGAAAACUUAACCCAUAAAAAGGUCAUAUGAAAAUAUUUCUAAAUUAUAAUCUUCUGUCUUUUUAAAAUUUUUUUGUACAGUAAAGUAAUGACCAAAAGUGUAUCUUUUCAGCAGUCCUUAUGCAGCCAACAAGGUCACUAAGGUUUACAGUUCAAGCUGUUAGCAAUCUUGUUUACUUCCCCCCCAAGUAUCUUGCUAUCUUAGGCAACUCUUAAAAAUCUGGAACAGUCUUUGUCAUUGCAGAUGGCUUCAUUCUUUAAGGUUUCAUUCUUUAAGGUUUGCAGUGAUGUUUUCAUUUUCUUGUCUGGUCUGGGCUAUUGCAGUGGAUUAGCUUUUUUUGUGACCCUUUUUAGUAUAAGGGCAGUUGGAAGCAGCAGCCCUCUGCCCCACUCUUUGAAGAGGGGACAGGCAGGCCUAAUGGGGCACUGCACCUUACCUCUUUUUUCUGAACUUUUAUUAAAAUUAAGCCUUGAUUUUCUUUUCUAACAGUAUUCUAAAAUGAUAUACUGCUCUUUUUUUCUUAACAUGACCCUGGAUUCAGUUAAAAAAAAUAUUGAAAGCACUUCAUCGGGUAAAUUUCUUAUUUCAGGAGUCCAUUAACAGCAGCUAUGUGUUCCUUGCUUCUCUUGCUGAUAGGACAGACGCUGUGUGAUCCUUAAAAACAUGGAUUAAAUAGGUUCAGUUUGCUAGAAAUCCAAAUGUUGUUCGUAAGCAGGAAGCUGUUAUUCGGUGCUUUUAUUGUUCUGUUGUCUUCUGCUGUAUGUUUUUUUAGCCUGAUUAUGACAAGGCUGAAGUAAGUAGCUUAUUCACUCAGGUUUGUGGUAACAAGGAUUCCAUAUGUUAAAAGGUAUCCACUGGUAUGUGUCAUUAAACCUGAUCAAUAACUCAAAACAUAAACACUAAACAUUUUAAUUUUGUUUUGACAUUUUCCUGGCCCAGUGCUGUAACGCAUGUCAUAUUAAUUAGCAACCCUGGUGCACUCCGAAAUCUCUAAAUUGUAUUUGGACACUUUUACUUUUGCCAGCCAUGGGCUUCAGUUUUUCGUUUUUUUUCCUCCCAAGAACAUGAGAGAGAGAAAGUAUUGGCUGUUGUGUCUAUUAAAGAACUGAAAAGGAACUAUAAGAUAAUUUGGAUUAUGAAGAUGUAAUAGGAGGGUUUACUGCAGUGAAUGUUGGGAAAGUUAGGAUUGUAAACUGUUUAAAAAAUUCUACUGUGAAUUCUCACUAGCUCUCACCAAUGAUAUUGUAUAAAAAUUAUCAUCAUUGUUUAAUGACUCAUCAAAUAAUGUGUUACAUGACAAAAAUGUUUUCUUUAUUAAUAAUGUGCAAAAUUGACAAUUUAAAAAAUAAAAUUGACACCUUUUAA